Messenger RNA from Prunus persica (peach), 2119 nucleotides. Its product is annotated as leucine-rich repeat extensin-like protein 2. The transcript has a single exon. Gene Ontology annotation, molecular function: protein binding. The record is from RefSeq and is a predicted model, not a curated record. NCBI's taxonomy places the organism in Eukaryota, Viridiplantae, Streptophyta, Magnoliopsida, Rosales, Rosaceae. The annotation marks the transcript as partial.
UUAUGUAAAACAGGAUAUCAAAAUACUGUUUUCCGCUGGACCGACCUUCUUCAACGCUUUACACAUUGCAGUAGGGACUAGGGAGGAAGGAGGAAACGAAAGGAGAAAAAUGCUCCCAGUGUCCUCAAAACUUUUUAUCUCUCUAAAUCUGUGAGACGUGCCAGCAUGUCAUGAUUCAUAUCAACAUAUGACAUAAAUUUCAAAUGUUCCCCAUUUAUUGUUAUCUUAUUCACACUGUAACCAUUAUUGCAUAUCUACGGCAUAAACCCUAACUAAAAUACUAAAACCUGAAAUUCAAAUAAAAUGUAAAGUCCAAUAGAAAAAGGGACUUCUAUAAACAGGGCAUGGGGAGAUGAGAAUGGCACACAGUCCAAAUCAAAAUAAAAUCUCUCUCAUGAGACAGACUUAGACGACUCAUGUGACUGACUGCCUGCCUGCCAUUUGCGCCAUCUGACCAAUGUCUCGUCGUCCUCCUCCUCCGCAUUCCUCCUCCUCCUUGCUGCUUGUUUUGUUGGUGUGGGCAGCCGCCGCCACUUCUAGUACUAGUAGUGGUGAAGGAUCUUUGGGUGUGGUGAAAGUAGAUCCAACCCUCAAGUUUGAGAACCCAAGGCUUCGCCAAGCCUACAUUGCCCUCCAAGCUUGGAAGGCCGCCAUCUUCUCGGACCCAUUCAACUUCACCUCCAGCUGGAAUGGCUCGGACGUGUGCUCCUACAUGGGCGUAUUCUGUGCUCCUAAGUCCACCGGUGCACAUGGCCGUGUGGUCGCCGGCAUCGACCUCAACCAUGCUGACAUUGCUGGCUAUCUGCCUCCAGAGCUAGGCCUCCUCUCAGACCUGGCGCUCUUCCACCUCAACUCCAACCGCUUCUGCGGCGUCGUCCCUAGCAGUUUGCGGCUCAUGAAGCUGCUCCAUGAGCUCGACCUCAGCAACAACCGCUUUGUCGGAGACUUCCCCAAAGUAGUGUUCUCCUUGCCUUCCCUCAAGUACUUGGAUCUCCGCUUCAACGAGUUCGAAGGCUCCGUUCCCUCCCAGCUCUUCGACAAGGAUCUGGAUGCCCUUUUCCUCAACGACAACAGGUUCCAAUUUGGCAUCCCUCCCAAUCUCGGCAACUCUCCCGUUUCGGUUCUGGUGUUGGCCAACAACAAUCUCGGGGGUUGCAUUCCUGGUAGCAUUGGUAACAUGGCCAAGACGCUCAACGAGAUCAUCCUCUUGAAUGACAAUCUCACCGGCUGCUUGCCUCCCCAGAUCGGCCUCCUCACGAAUCUCACGGUGUUUGAUGUCAGCUUCAACCGACUUCAAGGACCUCUUCCCUCCACCAUCGGCAAAAACAUGAAGAGCUUGGAGCAGCUGGACGUGGCCCGCAACAGACUCACGGGUGUCAUCCCAGCCAGUAUUUGCCAGCUACCUCGUCUGCACAACUUCACCUAUUCCUUCAACUAUUUCACCGGAGAGGCUCCUGCUUGUGCUGCUAACAAAAAUAAUAUCAAUGGUCGCAAGAACUGCAUUCGUGGUAAGUUGGAUCAGAGAUCUGCAAGGGAAUGUGCUUCGCCAGCUGCACGUCCCGUGGACUGCCGCAAGCUCCAAUGCAGCAGCACUACUAUUCCUGGAGGCGGAGGAGGCAGCGGCGGGGGUUCUAAGAGAAGGCCUCCUCGGGUUUCAACACCCUCAGUGCCGGUUGGGAAUAAGCCGCCUGCUCAACGAAGGCCUCCUCGGGUUUCAACACCCCCACCCCCGACUUCAGAGUCAUCACCUUCCACUAGAUCACAUCCUCCACCACCAUCAAACCCUUCUUCUUCUUCUUCUCCGCCUCUAGUGCCUAAUAGAGCACCUCCUCCUUCCAAUUCCAAUUCCCAUUCCCCUACAAAGCCUCCGCCACCUACUCAAAGAGUUUCACCCAGGACGCAUCUUCCACCUUCACCCCCUCCAUCUAGUAGUCAUCAUCAUUGGACUUUGACACCACCACCCCCACCUACCCAAAAUGUGUCACCAACUACUCAUCUAAGACCACCUCCGCCGCCGCUGCCCACGCACUACAACUCCUCUUCUUCCCCACCACCACCAGUACUUUACCAUGCUUCCCCACCUGAUCACUCUAAACAUGAUCUAGUGCCGCCAUCACCU